Bursaphelenchus xylophilus (pine wood nematode) is the source of this 599-nucleotide messenger RNA. The record is from the annotation of a GenBank genome assembly. NCBI's taxonomy places the organism in Eukaryota, Metazoa, Nematoda, Chromadorea, Rhabditida, Aphelenchoididae.
AUGAGCACGUCCGCAGCAUCAAGUCAACAUCAUUCUCUAACACCUGGCCCAUGCCUGAUCGAGCCGAUUGUGGUCCAAAAUUUGGGGCAAAAAUCGACUCUGAUCAAAUGCCCCAACUGUAAAAAGAACGUGCAAACUCGUGUUGUCUACAAGAUUGGGCGCGUCACAUGGUGGUUGUGCUGCGUGUUGGCGUUCUUCACAUUGUGCUUGCUGUGUUGUUUCGUCUUCUUCUUCAAGAGCUGCAAGGUGAGCGGGGUUUUGGGGGUUGCAACGGAAUGCCAAAAAUUCAAAAUUUUUUGGGAAACAAAAGAGCACUGAAAAUUUAUAAUAGAAAAAAUAAGCAACACAAAAGUUCUCUGAGCGUAUUUUACCUGUAUUUUCAACAAUUUCCGACAGUUUCUGCAAUUUUCAGGUUUUCGCUGCGGGACCCAGAAUUUUUUCUAAUCAGUCUUUCUUUUUUGAAAUGUAGGUCCUGUAUUGAGUGUAAGCACGUAUUAUUGGCGUAUUUUAGGAUGCGCACCACUACUGUCCAUCAUGCGGCUUUUUCAUUGGAGUCAACGCGAGAUGAAAAUCAUGGUGAAUAUAACCCGUCAAGAUAA